ACGCAGAAUCAAAAGAUAGAAGGUCCCAGAGCACUGGACCAGGGAGAAUGAAAAGAAAACAGACCCCAAAGCUGAGCCAGGGCAAAUAAAAAAAGAACCCAGAGCACAGGCCACGGAAACAAUAAAGAAUGGGCCCCAGAGCACGGGCCAGGGAAAUAAAUAAUGGGCCCAGAGCACGGGCCACGGAAAAUAUUAAUUACGCGGGCCCCAGGACAUGGGCCACGAAGAAUAAAUAAAUGCCCCCGACCAUUUUCCACCGAAGUCAAGGAAAUCCAAUCCGUCAGAAAAUGCUUGCUACAUCCUGGCACGACUUUCUUCUCAAGUGAGCAACGCAAUUAUUCAUCUCAGAUACAGCGCCUGAUUGUUCUCUGGGCUUUUCUGAGCCUGGGACUGGGCCAGGAAAACCAUAAAAAUUGGCCCGCAACAUAGGGCCAGGGAAAACAGAGCACAGGGCCAGGGAAAAAAAGAAAACACAAGGGCACGACAGCUGGGCCAGGGCAAAAUAAAAAAUUGGCUCGCGAGCUGGGUUAGGGCAAAUGGAAAAAUGGGCCCAGAGCACGGGCAAGGGAAAAUAUAUAGUUACGCGGGCCCAAGGGCUCGGGCCAGAGAGAAUCAAUAAAUGGCCUCAGGGCAAAGGCCACGGUUAUAAUAAAGAACGUGAGCCCCGAGCACAGGGCCAGGGAAAAUACAUAAAUGGGCC
Molecule: messenger RNA, 700 nt
Organism: Metschnikowia bicuspidata var. bicuspidata NRRL YB-4993
Lineage: Eukaryota; Fungi; Ascomycota; Pichiomycetes; Serinales; Metschnikowiaceae
Exons: 1
Coding region: 163-429 (88 amino acids)
Source: RefSeq, a predicted model, not a curated record